GGUUUGCCGGAGCAGGCCAGGCUGAGCCGGGCUCUCGAUUAGACCAGAGCAUGUGUGCAGCCCGGAGGGAAAAUAUGGACCUGUGUAGCUUCGCUCCUGACGUAUUCCGCCUCAGUCGAGCCUUCUAUUAAGGAUUUGACGAAUGUUUGUUGGAAAAGAUGGGCUUUGGUAACGAUUUUAAGAGUUUUGCACAUGAAAAAUGCCGUUAAGUUGGAAUUGCCAAAUAAUAUACCGAACCGAGUGUAGAAAUUAGUGACCAUGAAGGUUGACAGAAGUAAAUUGAAGAAAACCCCCACUGAAGCGCCUGCCGACUGCAGGACUCUCAUAGAGAAGCUAAAAGGAUGCAGUGAUGAACAGCUGUUGCUGGAACUGCAGCAAAUCAAGACCUGGAAUAUUGGCAAGUGUGAGUUGUAUCAUUGGGUGGACUUGCUGGACCGUUUCGAUGGCAUCCUCUGUGAUGCAGGGCAGACAGUGGAGAACAUGUCGUGGUUGUUGGUGUGCGACCGGCCAGAGAAUGGGCAGCUAAAAGCCUUAUUGCUGGCUGUGCUCAACUUCACCGCGCUGUUAAUUGAAUACAGUUUUUCAAGACACCUGUACAGCUCUAUAGAGCACUUGACCACCCUUCUAGCAUCAUGUGACAUGCAGGUGGUUCUGUCUGUGCUGAAUCUCCUGUAUGUGUUCAGCAAACGUUCCAACUACAUCACCAGACUGGGCUCAGACAAGAGGAGCCCACUCCUUGCCCGUUUGCAACAUCUGGCCGAGAGCUGGGGUGGUAAAGAGAAUGGCUUUGGUCUUGCAGAGUGUUGCAGAGAUCUGGCGAUGUCGAAAUAUCCACCGAGUGCCACCACAUUGCACUUUGAGUUUUAUGCAGAACCCAGCUCUGAGGUCAAAGUGGAGAAAAAGUCGAGCAGUAAUACGCUACACUACAUUCAUAUCGAACAACUUGAUAAGAUUUCCGAGAGCCCUUCAGAGAUCAUGGAGUCUCUGACGGCUAUGUACAACAUCCCUAAAGACAAACAAAUAUUGCUUUUCACACACAUUCGCCUGGCACACGGCUUCUCCAACCACAAGAGGAGACUGCAGGCUGUGCAAGCCAGGCUGCAUGCCAUCUCUAUACUCGUGUACUCCAACGCCCUCCAGGAGUCAGCCAAUAGCAUACUCUACAAUGGGCUUAUAGAGGAGCUAGUGGAUGUACUUCAGAUCACAGACAAGCAGUUGGUGGACAUUAAGGCCGCCUCCUUGCGCACGUUGACAUCCAUAGUCCACCUGGAGCGCACCCCCAAACUGUCCAACAUUAUCGAUUGCACAGGAACAGCCUCCUACCAUGGAUUUCUGCCUGUGCUUGUCCGCAACUGCAUACAGGCCAUGAUCGACCCGCUGAUGGAGCCAUACCCCCACCAAUUUGCCACAGCCCUCUUCUCCUUCCUCUACCACCUGGCUAGUUAUGAUGCAGGCGGAGAGGCCUUAGUAUCUUGUGGUAUGAUGGAGGCAUUGCUAAAGGUGAUCAAGUUCCUUGGGGACGAGCAGGACCAGAUUACCUUUGUGACGCGGGCAGUGAGAGUUGUGGAUCUCAUCACCAAUCUGGACAUGGCUGCUUUUCAGUCCCACGGCGGCCUUUCAAUCUUUAUCUGCAGACUGGAGCAUGAGGUUGACCUCUCCAGGAAAGAGUGCCCUUUUGUAAUCAAACCAAAGAUCCAGAGGCCCAACACAGCUACUGAGACAGAGGACAUGGACACAGAUAUGGACAUGUCAGAGGUUGCCAUGGAGAGCAGUCCCGGCCCAUCCACUUCUUCUGGUUCCAGAGCAGAGACAGAUUCGCGAGCACAGAGCAAUGCAGCCAGCACCCCCAGAGCAGGAGUGCAGUGCAUCCCUCAGAGGGCCGCUCUGUUGAAAUCUAUGCUGAACUUCUUGAAAAAAGCCAUUCAGGACCCUGCGUUCUCUGACGGCAUUCGUCAUGUAAUGGAUGGGUCCCUCCCUACCUCUCUGAAACACAUCAUCAGUAAUGCAGAGUAUUAUGGACCCUCACUGUUUCUCCUGGCAACGGAGGUGGUGACGGUGUUUGUGUUCCAGGAGCCCUCUCUACUGUCAUCUCUGCAGGACAAUGGUCUCACUGAUGUCAUGCUACAUGCACUGCUCAUCAAAGAUACCUUUUAUUUGUUUCUACAGGUCCCUGCCACCAGAGAAGUGCUGGGUUCCCUGCCUAACGUCUUCAGCGCCCUGUGCCUGAAUGCCCGUGGUCUGCACUCAUUUGUGCAGUGCCAGCCCUUCGAGCGGCUGUUCAAGGUGCUGCUCUCACCAGACUACCUGCCUGCCAUGCGCCGCAGACGCAGCUCUGACCCAUUAGGUGACACCGCCUCUAACUUGGGCAGUGCUGUCGACGAGCUAAUGCGGCACCAGCCCACACUUAAAACGGAUGCUACAACAGCCAUCAUCAAGUUGCUAGAGGAGAUCUGCAACUUGGGCCGAUCGCCAGAGUACAUCUGCCAGAAACCCUCCAUACAGAAAGCAGACGGGACCGUCACGGUACCUCCAGCUCGAUCGAACCAUGCUGCAGAGGAGGCAUCCAGUGAGGAUGAGGAGGAGGAAGAGGCUCUACAUACCUUUAGCCAGCAGCAGGGGGAGCCAGAAAGCAACAGGCAAGUGGUGGGAACAGAAGAGCGAAUCCCCAUUCCUCUUAUGGAUUACAUCCUGAAUGUGAUGAAAUUUGUGGAGUCCAUUCUGAGUAACAACACAACAGAUGACCACUGUCAGGAAUUUGUCAACCAGAAGGGGCUCCUACCACUGGUGUCAAUUCUUGGGCUGCCCAACCUGCCCAUUGACUUCCCCACCUCUGCUGCCUGCCAAGCUGUGGCAGGAGUCUGCAAAUCUAUACUAACUUUGUCCCAUGAGCCGAAAGUUCUCCAGGAGGGUCUGUGUCAGUUGGACUGCAUACUGUCUGCUCUGGAGCCUCUUCACCGGCCCAUCGAGGUCCCUGGUGGCUCUGUUCUGCUCAGAGAACUGGCCAACGCAGGCCAUGUCACAGACGCCACAUUGUCAGCACGUGCCACCCCACUGCUGCAUGCCCUCACAGCGGCACAUGCGUACAUCCUCAUGUUCGUUCAUACCUGCAGAGUCGGACAGAGUGAGAUCCGUGCUAUCUCAGUGAAUCAGUGGGGAUCUCAACUGGGUCUUAGUGUUCUGAACAAACUGAGUCAGCUCUACUGCUCUCUGGUGUGGGAGAGCACUGUGCUGCUGUCCCUCUGUACACCAAACAGUUUGCCUCCUGGAUGUGAGUUUGGUCAAGCCGACAUGCAGAAACUUGUGCCUAAGGAGGAUAAACCCUCUAGCAGCACAACAGCUGCAGGCAGGAGAACUGCUGAGACUGAGACCCUGUCUGUGGGGGUGGAUCCCUCUGCUCAGGGUUUGCUGGAAGGAAUGGGCCUGGAUGGAGACUCUCUCGCUCCCAUGGAGACGGACGAGCCCACAGCCACUGACCCGAAGACCAAGUCCAAACUCACCCCUGCCAUGGCAACACGUAUCAAACAAAUUAAGCCUCUGCUCUCAGCCUCCUCUCGUUUGGGCAGGGCUCUGGCUGAGCUUUUUGGACUGCUGGUGAAGCUUUGUGUGGGCUCACCUGUCCGUCAGCGGCGCUCUCACCAUACCACCAGCACAGGCACGGCCCCAACACCGGCAGCUCGGGCCACAGCGUCAUCUCUUACUAAACUCCUCACCAAGGGCUUGAGCUGGCAGCCGCCUCCCUACACGCCCACACCACGUUUCAGGCUGACUUUCUUUAUCUGCUCUGUUGGCUUCACCUCACCCAUGUUGUUUGAUGAGAGGAAAUAUCCAUACCAUCUGAUGCUACAGAAGUUCUUCUGUUCUGGUGGCCAUGAUGCUCUGUUUGAGACCUUUAAUUGGGCCCUGUCCAUGGGUGGUAAAGUACCCGUGUCAGAGGGCUUGGAACACUCUGAGCUGCCUGAUGGGACGGGAGAGUUCCUAGACGCCUGGUUGAUGCUAGUGGAGAAGAUGGUGAACCCCAGCACAGUUCUGGACUCCCCACACUCUCUGCCCGCUAAAGUGCCUGGAGCAACAGUCAAUGCCCCACAGUUCAGCGCCUUGCGCUUUCUCAUUGUCACCCAGAAGGCUGCAUUCAGCUGUAUUCGUAACCUAUGGAACCGUAAGCCCUUGAAGGUCUACGGUGGACGCAUGGCUGAGUCCAUGCUGGCCAUUCUCUGCCACAUCCUACGAGGAGAACCUAUCAUCCAGGAGCGGCUCUCCAAAGAAAGAGAGGGCACGGCUCGGCCUGAUGAGGAGAGCAGCUCCACAAGUGCUGGAGGGACAAGCAGCUCUUCAGGAACAGCAGGAACAGUUGGAGAAGCAGUGCCUGGAAGUGCCAAUGGAAGCUCUGCUGGAGGCUCUACAGAGGAGGGGAGCAACUCAACAACUCGCAGAGAGCCACAGGUCAACCAAGCUCAGCUCACUCAGCUAAUGGACAUGGGCUUCUCCAGAGAGCAUGCAAUGGAGGCUCUGCUGAACACCAGCACUAUGGAACAGGCCACAGAGUACCUGCUCACACACCCUCCACCACUCCUCAGCGCAGCUGUCCGAGAGUUCACCAUGUCUGAAGAAGACCAGAUGAUGCGGGCCAUUGCCAUGUCUCUAGGUCAAGAAGUUAGCAUGGAGCAGCGCUCAGACUCACCUGAGGAAGCAGCUCGCCGGCGUGAGGAGGAUGAGAGGAGAGCAAGGGAGCGGGUAGAAGAGGAAGAAGCACGUUGUCUGGAGCGCUUCCUAGAAGCUGAACCUCUAGACACCACAGAGCUACAUUCCUUCACAGACUCAAUGCUGCCUGGAUGCUUCCACCUGCUCGACGAGCUGCCGGACACAGUCUACCGCCUCUGUGAUCUGCUCAUGACUUCUAUUAAAAGGAAUGGCCCUGAAUACAGAGACCUCAUCCUCAGACAGGUGGUCAAUCAGGUGUGGGAGGCCGCUGACGUGUUGAUAAAGGCUGCGGUGCCGCUAACCACCAGCGACACUAAGACAGUGUCUGAGUGGACGAGACAGAUGGCAACCCUCCCCCAGGCCUCCAACCUGGCCACCCGCAUCCUGCUGCUCACGCUGCUCUUCGAGGAGCUGAAACUCUCAUGUGCUCGGGUGGUGGAGAGCAGUGGUGUCUUGACUGUGCUGAUUAAGCUGUUGGAGGUAGUGCAGCCCUGUCUGCAAGCUGCCAAAGAGCAGAAGGACAUCCAAACACCCAAAUGGAUCACCCCUGUGCUCCUGCUCAUUGACUUCUAUGAGAAAAUGGCUGUAUCAUCCAAACGAAGAGCUCAGAUGAAUAAGUACCUGCAGCCCAAUGGGAAUAACUGGCGCUGGUUUGACGACCGUUCAGGCCGCUGGUGCAGCUACAGCGCAAGUAACAACAGCACCAUCGACUCUGCCUGGAGGGCGGGAGAGACCAGCGUCCGCUUCACUGCUGGCCGCAGGAGAUACACUGUCCAGUUCAACACCAUGGUGCAGGUGAAUGAAGAGACUGGGAACAGACGACCAGUUAUGUUGACGGUACAGCGGGUGCCACGGAUUCCCAAGACCACAAAAUCUGGAAGUGUUACUGAUACAGAGAGAGAAGAGAGUGAACAGAGAGCAAAGACUGAGGAAACACAGACUGAUACAGAUUCCAGCUCUGUGGCUGUGGAAAUGGCACCUCCUAAAGAAGAGUCAGAGCAGAAGGAUCCAAGCACGGCAGCUCCCUCCGUCCUUCAAGACCCCUCUGGUUCCAGUGGUAUUGUUGUACAGGGCAUGACGGAGGACAUGAUCACCAUUUUGAUCCGCGCCUGUGUCAGUAUGAUCAGUGUUCCUGUGGACCCGGACACUUUGCACGCCACCUUGCGGCUCUGUCUUCGUCUCACUCGUACACACCAUUACGCCAUGAUGUUUGCAGAGCUCAAGAGCACCCGCAUGAUCCUGAACCUCACGCAGAGCUCAGGUUUCAAUGGCUUCACCCCACUGGUCACUCUGCUCUUCCGCCACAUCAUAGAAGACCCAGCCACGCUGCGGCACACUAUGGAGAAGGUGGUACGGUCUGCCGUCACCAGUGGUGCAGGAAGCACUACUUCAGGUGUGGUGUCAGGUAGUCUGGGCUCCAGGGAGAUCAACUACAUCCUACGUGUCCUCGGGCCAGCAGCCUGCCGCAACCCUGAGUGCUUUACGGAAACUGCCAAGAGUUGCAUUCGAAUUGCUCUCCCUGCCCCAAGAGGUGCUGGCACUGCCUCAGACGAUGAGUUUGAGAACUUCAGAAUUAAGGGCCCAAAUGCUGUCCAGCUAGUGAAGACCACACCCCUGAAGCUGUCCCCACUGCCCUCCAUACCAGAGACGAUUAAAGAGGUCAUCUAUGACAUGCUGAAUGCCCUAGCAGCGUAUCACGCUCCAGAAGAGGCAGAGAGAGGAGAGGAGCGGGCAGCCGCAGUACCAGGGAGUCAAGACCUUUGUCAGAUCCUGCAGGAUGUCGGUGAUGAUGUCUACCAGCAGUACAGACUCACCAGACAAGGCAGUGAUUUCGACUCUCAGUCUGCCUUCCACAUCAAUGGUACAACACAAUCAACACUCUGUAAUCUGACUCAGGUGUUUGCUGCAGAUGGUGCCGUUGCAGAAUCCUCCCAGUCUGGAACACCACAGGGAGAAGCCUCUACGCCUGAGGAAAUGCGUGAAGAGAAAAAGGAGCAGGAGGGAGAGAAGGGAGCUUCUUCAGAGGAGAGCCGAGCUGCUAAAGCUAAGGCCAGCAAACCUCUGAUGCCUACCUCCACCAUCCUGAGGCUUUUGGCAGAGUUGGUGCGGUCAUAUGUUGGCAUCGCCACUCUCAUCACCUCUUACAACUACACAGCUGGCCAGUCAGAGCUCAUUAAGGAGGAUUGCAGUGUGCUGGCAUUUGUUUUGGACCACUUGCUCCCACACACCCAGAACUCUGAGGACAAGGACACCCCUGCCCUUGCGCGUCUUUUCCUGGCCAGCCUUGCUGCAGCUGGCACAGGCACCGAUGCCCAGGCGGCCCUGGUCAACGAGGUCAAGGCCGCUCUGAGUCGAGCACUGGGCAUGGCAGAGGGCACAGAGAAACACGCCCGCUUGCAAGCAGUUAUGUGCAUCAUCAGCACCAUUAUGGAGUCGUGUCCCUCCACCUCGAGCUUCUACAGCACAGCCACAGCCAAGACCCAGCACAACGGCAUGAACAAUAUUAUCCGACUCUUCCUGAAGAAAGGCCUUGUCAAUGACCUUGCCCGUGUGCCUCACAGCCUUGAUCUAUCCAGUCCCAACAUGGCAAACACAGUAAAUGCUGCUUUGAAACCUUUGGAAACGCUGUCACGAAUCGUGAACCAGCCCAGCAGCCUGUUUGGGGGUAAAGGGGGAUCCAGCAAGAGCAAGACAGAGCAUGACGCUGUUGGCACCGUCAGGGACAGCAACAGCAACACCCAGGAUCCAGGAGAGGCCGGCGAGGCAGAGCCAGUAGAGAAUCGUGAUCGUGGUCAAGCCACAGAUGCUGACCUGAUGGAUGGAGAAACCGAGGGAGACACUGUGGUCAUUGCUGGACAGCCUGAGGUGUUGAGCACUCAAGCCAUGCAGGUGGAGAAUGAGUUGGUGGAUUUGAUCGAUGAACUUUUAGAGAGAGAUGCAGGAACUGUUAAUAGCACCAUCAUCGUGGGUCGUUCUGGAGAGGAUGAGUCUCAAGAGGAUGUGCUGAUGGAUGAGGCUCCUUCCAAUAUGAGUCAGGCCUCCACUCUCCAAGCCAACAGAGAGGACUCUAUGAACAUUCUCGAGCCAGAAGAUGAGGAGCACACACAGGAGGAAGACUCCAGCGGUAGCAAUGAGGAUGAGGAUAGUCAGGAUGAGGAGGAAGAGGAGGAGGAAGAAGAGGAGGAAGAUCAGGAUGAUGAAGAGGGAGAUGAGGAUGACGAUGAUGAAGGCUCAGAGAUGGAACUGGAUGAAGAUUUUCCUGACAUCAAUGCCGCCCCACACAUUCGUUUUGAGAGAUUCGACCGAGAUGAUGACCUCAUCAUUGAGUUUGAUAACAUGUUCUCCACAUCUGCUGACAUCCCUCCCUCACCAGGAAAUAUCCCCAGCUCCCACCCUCUGAUGGUGCGUCACGCUGACCACGGCUCGCUGACGCUGGGGGGUGCAGGCACCAGCAGCAGAUUGGCUCAAGGCAUGGGACGCAGUCAACGCUCUCUCCGCCAGCUCACAGCCAACACAGGCCACACUAUCCAUGUACAUUACCCUGGCAACCGUCAGCCCAACCCUCCUCUCAUCUUGCAAAGAUUAUUGGGCCCCAGUGCUGCAGCUGAUAUCUUGCAGCUGUCAAGCUCUCUGCCUCUGCAGUCUCGCGGUCGUGCCCGUCUCCUGGUGGGUAACGAGGAUGUGCACAUUAUUGCCCGUUCGGACGAUGAACUGCUGGAUGACUUCUUCCAUGAGCAGAGCAGCACUGGAGGACAAGCUGGCACCCUUUCAAGUAUCCCGACCGCCUUAACCAGAUGGACUGAUGAGUGUAAAGUCCUGGAUGCCGAGAGCAUGCAUGACUGUGUGGCAGUGGUGAAGGUCCCCAUACUACAGCACCUGGAGAGCUUGCGUGAUGAAGAGCUGGAGGAACGCAGGGAGAAGAGGAGGAGACAGUUGGCAGAGGAAGAGGAGACUGCCAAGCAGAAUGAGAGUUCUGCAGCUGGAGAGGAGACCCGGGAGCAGAGCCUGCAGGGCUCUGGGAUUGGCACAGUCAAUGGAGCUGGAGAGAAUGCUGCAGAAGGAGAACAGGCCCAGAGUGGGGUGUCCUCCUGUCUAGACCCUCCUCGCACCUCUGAGGGUUUCCUCACAGCGCCCCCAUCAGGAGAAGUCACCCCAACCACCCCUGCCCCCCACGAACAAGCCCUCGUGUCUCUGGAAACAGCCAUCAGUCAGCAGGUGCACCAGCCAAUCACAGAGCUGCUGCUGGCUGACUCCAAUCCUGACUCUCACGGAGCCUUGGCUGGGGCGGGGCUUCCCCAGCUCUCAGCACCUGAUAGGGUGAAUUGUGAGGCAGAAGCAUCUCAGAUGGAAAUGUCACCUGCACCCACUAUUGGUGAGAGAGGAGGAGGAGCAUUGGAUGCAGUCAGGGAAGCUUCUCUCAGUCCAGAUAUAGCUGAAAGCUCAGAGCCUGUGCCAGUGGGUGUGUCUCAGCUUGAGGGUUCACCCAUGGAUACGAGCAGUCCCGCCUCAGGAACGCAGGAAGAGCCAGCUGCCAGCUCCGCUCCCUCCAAUCACAUGUCUCAGGAACUGUCAGGAAGUGGUGACAGUGGCCUCACAGACAGGCAAACAGAUGCAGAAACAGGCUCAACUUCUGUUUCAUCUCCUGGUGAGACCAUGCCUCGGAGUGAUAGUGCUGAUAGUCAAUCACAAGCCAUCCAGGAGGAGCCGCUCCCUUCCACCAGCAAUGAAGAGGAUGACCCUCUGGCUGGCAUCAGUCUGCCAGAAGGUGUGGACCCAUCUUUCUUGGCUGCACUCCCUGAAGACAUCCGUCGGGAGGUGCUGCAGAACCAACUAGGAAUCAGACCUCCUUCUCGGCCUCCUGUCACUUCCACGCUGACUCCCUCAGCUAGCACUGUGUUGGGUGGAGGGCCAGGGGUGACGGAGGUCAGCCCAGAAUUCCUAGCAGCUCUCCCACCUGCAAUUCAGGAAGAGGUCUUGGCUCAGCAACGGGCGGAGCAGCAGCGUCGAGAGUUAUCCCAGCAACCCCCACAAGGCGAUCAACCUCUGGACCCGGUCACGUUCAUCCAGACCCUGCCCUCUGAGUUGCGACGAUCUGUACUGGAGGACAUGGAGGACAGCGUGCUGGCGGUCAUGCCCCCAGAUAUUGCAGCAGAAGCUGCAGCACUGCGCAGGGAACAAGAGGCCAGGCAGAGACAACUGAUGCAUGAGCGGUUGUUCGGUCACAGUUCCUCCUCAGCACUGUCUGCCAUCCUACGCUCACCAGCUUUCACAAGCCGUCUCGGUGGCAACCGUGGGGUACAGUACACCCGGCUGGCUGUGCAAAGAGGGGGGACGUUUCAAAUGGGAGGGAGUGCUAAUCACAGCCGGCCCUCUAGUUCUAACGUUGAUUCUCUCCUGCGACUGCGGGGGCGUCUCUUGUUGGACCACGAGGCCUUGUCCUGCCUUCUAGUGCUGCUGUUUGUGGACGAGCCCAAGCUCAAUACCAGCCGCCUCCACCGAGUGCUGCGUAACUUGUGCUACCACUCUCAGACACGUGGCUGGGUCAUCCGCAGCCUUCUGUCUAUCCUGCAGCGCAGCAGCGAGAGCGAGCUGUGCCUGGAGACCUCACGCCUGGAGGAGUCCCGUGGUAAGCGCUCACUAGGCCAGGGCUCUUCCAGCGGAGGAAAGUGUUCCUCUUCAUCCCCGCAGACGGGUGUAGCCUCUUCAUCAUCGUCCUCAUCAUCUUCUCUAGAGCUGUUGAACAGAGUGGAGUCACGUAGUUCCAGUCAGCUUUCCUGGCUGUCUGUAUCAAUGGACGCAGCUCUGGGAUGCAGGACCAACAUAUUUCAAAUCCAGCGGGUGUCGGGCAGGAAACACACGGAGAGGCAUUCAGCAGGAGGGGGCAUGAGCUCGGGAGGGCUCGGAGGUGGAAUGUCAGGAACGGGAGUGGCAUGUGCAGGGGGAGGAGGUGGAUCAACUGUUCACAUUCACCCACAGGCUGCUCCGGUUGUCUGUCGACAUGUACUGGAUACCCUCAUACAACUGGCCAAGGUAUUUCCCAGUCACUUCACUCAGCAACGCUGUAAAGAUCCCCUGUCUGCCUCCUCAUCUGAGUUGGACACUCGUCUUUGCGCUGGCUCAACACCGACUGCAAGUGCAAGCUGCCGGUCAGGUGCCACCAGUCAGAGUAACUCUUCAGCUAUUCCGAGCAAUUCCACUUCUACCCACAAUUCCCUGAGCGCCUGCUCGGUUACACCACAGUCCCUGGGCAUCUCCACUGACUUCUGGGAUCUCCUGGUCAAGCUGGACAACAUGAAUGUGAGCCGUAAGGGCAAGGCAUCCAUGAAGACUGUGCCUCUAGGUGGUGCUGGAGAGACAGAGGGCGCUUUGUUCAGCCUUGAGGCAUCUCCUCUGGGCCAGCUGAUGAACAUGCUGUCCCACCCAGUGAUCCGCCGCAGUUCUCUGCUUACUGAGAAACUGCUCCGCCUGCUCUCUCUGAUCUCCAUUGCUCUGCCUGACAACAAGGCCACGGAGGUUCCAGCCAGCCACCCAGUGCCUCAGGCCCCAACUGCCACACCCUCUGCUCCUGCCACUCAAACCACAGCGGGGACAGGGACCAUCUCAGCGGUGGCAGGUGCGGGCACCACGCAGGGUUCAGUAGGCCCGAUGCCCUCUCAACCAGCCACUACGGUAUCUGUUGUUGCAGGCAGCACCACCACCUCUGGCAGUAUAGCUGCUGGAAAACAGAAGGCGGCAGUAAGCAGCGCGGACAUAGAAACCAAACUCGCCUCUACUGGACUAACAGAGAAACAACUGCAGCUCUCUGUGGAGGUGCUGACAUCCCACUCGUGUUCAGAGGAAGGUCUGGAGGAUGCGGCUAACAUCUUGCUGCAGCUGUCAAGAGGGGAUGCACUUACCCGAGACACUGUACUCAAACUUCUGCUCAGUGGGGCACGUCAGCUCGGAUACACUCUCUGCAAACAAAUUGGCACUUUACUGGCGGAGUUGAGGGAGUAUAACCUGGAGCAGCAGAGAAGAGCACGUGCUGAUGCUCAGUCUCCUGAAGCUUCUCAUGAGGACCCAUCCAUAACCACACGCCUCAAGGGCAAGAUGACCAGCAGGUUUGAUGGGUCGGAGAGUGUGGUGAUUGUGGCUGCUCAGAAGCGCACGUUAGGUGGCCGUGAGCUGCAGCUGCCCUGCAUGAGCUCGCUCACCUCCAAGACCUCCACGCAGAAGUUUUUCCUGCGUGUUCUGCAGGUCAUUAUUCAACUUAGAGAAGACACACGGCGUGCUAACAAGAAAGCUAAGCAGACAGGAGGAAGACUGAGUUCAACCAGUCUGGGCUCGGCCAGCAGUAUCCAGGCUGCGGUCCGUCAGCUAGAGGCUGAAGCGGACGCCAUCAUUCAGAUGGUGAGAGAGGGGCAGAGGGCCCGCCGUCUACAGCAGGCCCCCCCACCCUCUUCAUCCGCAUCCUCUUCCGCUGCUGUUGCUGCCGCUGCUGCUGCUGCAUCCGCUGCUGUGGCUGUGGCUGGAUCGUCUGCCCCCAGUACCUCUGCAACCAACAACCCCCCCGCUGGCACGGCCAGCGCAGCCACGUCGGAGGUGCACUCUGUUGCCGAGCCCCCAGCAGCUCAAAGAGAUGAUUCGCCCAUGGAUGUGGAUCAGCCCUCACCCCUAGAACAGGACCAGGCAACCUUAGGUGAAGAGAGCAGCAGUCAGCAGGAACAGGAGGAGCGUUUGCCUGAUCUGCCGUUGUUGAGUGAGCAGCUGUUGUUAGACGAGCUAUGGGACAUGCUGGGAGAGUGUCUGAAAGAACUUGAAGAGUCUCAUGACCAACAUGCAGUUUUAGUUCUGCAGCCUGCGGUGGAGGCCUUUUUCCUGGUACAUGCCACCGAGCGGGAAAGCAAACCUCCGGUUCGAGACACUCGGGAGAGCCAGCUGUCACACAUCAAGGAUGAGCCCCCCCCACUGUCGCCUGCCCCUCUCACACCCGCCACCCCCUCCUCUCUGGAUCCCUUCUUUUCCAGGGAGCCCUCAUCUAUGCACAUCUCCUCCAACCUGCCUCCAGACACACAGAAGUUCUUGCGUUUUGCAGAGACCCACCGCACAGUGCUGAAUCAGAUCCUGCGUCAAUCCACCACUCACCUGGCAGAUGGGCCAUUUGCCGUUUUGGUUGACUACAUCCGCAUCUUGGACUUUGAUGUCAAGCGCAAGUAUUUCCGUCAGGAAUUGGAGCGUCUGGAUGAGGGGCUGAGGAAAGAGGAUAUGGCUGUCCAUGUGAGGAGAGACCACGUCUUUGAAGAUUCUUACAGAGAGCUGCACCGCAAGAGCCCAGAGGACAUGAAGAACAGACUGUAUAUAGUGUUUGAAGGAGAGGAGGGUCAGGAUGCAGGUGGGCUGUUAAGGGAGUGGUACAUGAUCAUCUCCAGAGAGAUGUUCAAUCCCAUGUACGCCCUGUUCCGCACCUCGCCCGGUGACCGGGUCACCUACACCAUCAAUCCUUCCUCCCACUGCAACCCCAACCAUCUCAGCUACUUCAAGUUUGUGGGACGUGUGGUGGCCAAAGCAGUCUAUGACAACAGGCUAUUAGAGUGUUACUUCACACGCAGCUUCUACAAGCACAUCCUGGGCAAGAGCGUCAGGUAUACAGACAUGGAAAGCGAAGACUAUCCCUUCUUCCAGGGUCUGGUCUACUUGUUGGAGAACGAUGUGUCCACUCUGGGCUACGAGCUGACAUUCAGCACAGAGGUCCAAGAGUUUGGCGUGUGUGAAGUGAGAGAUCUGAAGGCCAAUGGUGCCAACAUUCUUGUCACAGAAGAGAAUAAGAAGGAAUAUGUACAUCUGGUAUGCCAGAUGAAGAUGACAGGUGCAAUCCGUAAACAGCUGGCUGCCUUCCUGGAGGGCUUCUAUGAGAUCAUCCCCAAGAGACUGAUCUCCAUCUUCACUGAGCAAGAGCUGGAGCUGCUCAUCUCCGGCCUGCCCACCAUCGACAUUGACGACCUCAAAGCCAAUACAGAAUAUCACAAAUAUCAGUCCAGUUCCAUUCAGAUCCAGUGGUUCUGGCGUGCAUUACGAUCUUUUGACCAGGCUGACCGGGCCAAAUUUCUGCAGUUUGUUACGGGCACAUCCAAAGUGCCACUGCAGGGCUUUGCUGCACUGGAGGGAAUGAAUGGCAUCCAGAAAUUCCAGAUCCACCGAGAUGACCGCUCCACUGACCGCCUUCCCUCUGCACACACUUGCUUUAACCAGUUGGACCUCCCGGCAUAUGAGAGCUACGAGAAGUUAAGACACAUGCUGCUGCUGGCCAUUCAGGAAUGUUCUGAAGGCUUUGGACUGGCCUAAAGACUCUCCUAAACCCACAUACAGACACACACAGAUGUAGACUUACAUGUUGUUAACUUAUGACACACAUGCAUAUUCACAUCACUAUCAUACAUACGGCCAAGACCUUCUUCUAAUCCACAUAAAACAAACAGAUGGACGGCUAAACGAGUGAUAGAGAUGUAUUGACAUUGCCCACUACACACAGAGCCUGGCAUUGACACACCGAACUGUAUUUGGUAUAUGUGUGUGUCUCACUUCCCUAUUAAAAUUACAGAGCCCGGGAGAGGAUCACAGAGGAUAUCUGCGGACUAAUGUAAAAGACAUUUUCUCCAUUUAGUUUGGUUUCUCUGUACAAAAGGUUUGGGAGUUUAUUAUGUUUAAUCUUUUUUGUUCUUCUCUGGCUGUUAAAAUAAGGAGAGGGCUGUUUUGUGUGUGUAAAGAGGAUGGUUGUAACCCUCUGGCGGGGGAAAAAAAAAAGUUGAUUGUCCUCUGUUGCUAAUGUGUGACCUCACUAGCUUUGCAAAUGGGAACUUUAAUUUCAGGGAGGGGGGAAGUUGUGGAUUCUGGCGGGAGGGUGAGAACAUGAAAUGAGGUUUUGGUGAAAACGCAGACGUGCAGGGAUUUUCAGAACGGGGACAUUUUUAGGCAACUUUUGUGGUAUUUUUGGAGAGGAACACACAGAUUUAAGAAGUGAAGGACUGAGACGUUGAACCGCGGGUGCUCAGACACAUGCGGUUAUUACCCAACUGCUGAUGCAGCCUCUCAGCAGCUAAUCAGAACGUAAAUUGCUACAUAAAUAAAUGCAUAAAAUGAGCCCACUGUGUCCUCUAGAGUUGUUUCAAUGUAUGCCUUACACAUUUGCACUAACAGGAGCAAAUAUCAUUUAUAUGUUAAGAAAUUUACUGAUGGAGGUCCAUGAAAACUAACUUGACACAUGCUGUGGGGUCCAAGUAUUAAAAGCUCUAUUCUUCAUCCUGA
This is a messenger RNA of Ctenopharyngodon idella (grass carp), 14979 nucleotides long. RefSeq names its product HECT, UBA and WWE domain containing E3 ubiquitin protein ligase 1 (gene huwe1). The coding region runs from base 259 to 14019 and encodes 4586 amino acids. Gene Ontology annotation, molecular function: protein binding; zinc ion binding; ubiquitin-protein transferase activity. NCBI's taxonomy places the organism in Eukaryota, Metazoa, Chordata, Actinopteri, Cypriniformes, Xenocyprididae. The transcript is spliced from 83 exons. The record is from RefSeq and is a predicted model, not a curated record. Gene Ontology annotation, cellular component: Golgi membrane; nucleus. Gene Ontology annotation, biological process: membrane fusion; proteasome-mediated ubiquitin-dependent protein catabolic process; Golgi organization.